Phycodurus eques (leafy seadragon) is the source of this 1821-nucleotide messenger RNA. Its product is annotated as visual pigment-like receptor peropsin. NCBI's taxonomy places the organism in Eukaryota, Metazoa, Chordata, Actinopteri, Syngnathiformes, Syngnathidae. Gene Ontology annotation, biological process: visual perception; G protein-coupled receptor signaling pathway. The record is from RefSeq and is a predicted model, not a curated record. Gene Ontology annotation, molecular function: G protein-coupled receptor activity. The coding region runs from base 124 to 1134 and encodes 336 amino acids. The transcript is spliced from 7 exons. Gene Ontology annotation, cellular component: membrane; photoreceptor outer segment.
GAUUUUAGCAAAGAGCAACAUUAAAAUUUGGAGACUUCGUCACAGUUUGUUUUCCUGAAUAUUUUGUUGUUUCAUUACUGGAUUUUUUUGGGUGACAUUUCCUCUUAAUUGUUGUUUUAUAGAAUGGGGAUUGACACUGGACUCAACACUUCAAAUGACGACAUACCUUAUGGAGGAAAAAGUGCCUUUUCCCAACUGGAGCACAACAUAGUGGCUGGAUAUCUUAUUACUGCAGGCAUCAUCAGUCUAUUGAGUAACAUUGUCGUUCUUCUAAUGUUCGUAAAGUUUAAGGAGCUCCGGACUGCUACCAAUUUUAUCAUCAUCAACUUGGCUUUUACUGACAUUGGAGUGGCUGGCAUUGGUUACCCUAUGUCAGCUGCUUCCGACAUCCACGGAAACUGGAAAUUUGGCUACACUGGUUGCCAGAUUUAUGCAGCUCUCAACAUCUUCUUUGGCAUGGCUAGCAUUGGUCUGUUGACUGUGGUGGCCAUAGACCGAUACCUCACAAUUUGCAGGCCUGACAUAGGGCAGAAAAUGACGGCGCGUUCAUACAAUCUCCUUAUUCUGGCAGCAUGGCUUAACGCUUUAUUCUGGUCCACUAUGCCUAUAGUGGGCUGGGCUGGCUAUGCCCCAGACCCAACCGGAGCCACAUGCACCAUUAACUGGCGGCAGAAUGAUGCAUCCUUUAUUUCUUACACGAUGACAGUGAUUGUUGUCAACUUUGUCGUCCCUCUCUCCGUCAUGUUUUACUGCUACUACAACGUGUCUGUCACAGCGAACAGAUACAAAGCAAGCAACUGCCUAGAUAACGUUAAUAUUGACUGGUCGGAUCAGAUGGAUGUCACAAAGAUGUCCAUUGUGAUGAUCAUAAUGUUUUUAGUGGCCUGGUCUCCAUACUCCAUGGUGUGUCUCUGGGCAUCUUUUGGUGACCCCAAAACAAUUCCUGCACCCAUGGCUAUCAUCGCCCCUCUCUUUGCGAAGUCCUCCACCUUUUACAACCCCUGCAUUUAUGUAAUUGCUAACAAAAAAUUCCGAAGAGCCAUCAUAGGGAUGAUCCGGUGUCAAACCAGACAACGAAUCACCAUCAAUACUCAGGUUCCUCUGACAACUUCUCAACAACCUCUGGCUCAGUGAGAUGACUGCUUCAGUGUCACGCCGCAGAAGUGCAAUUCAGGGCAUGAAUACAUAUACAGUAUAAGGCAUAGAAUAAAUCACUAUCAGUGUUUCUUUUAAAUCAUUGAGCACAUUUAAUCAGUUAUUUAUUCCAAUGAACAAUUGUGUAAGUUUAGCAUUCUCCAACUGACUUUCAAUAUUUUCAAGUCAACGUUGCCCCUCUCAUGUACAGUAGCCAAGUAACUAAGUAAGGCCACACCUCUCAGUGAGCUAUCAACACCAAUGCAAACUCAAAACUAUGAAAACACACAAAAUUAUUGGAACUGAACCCAUGCUGACGUGUGAACCACCACACCAUGAGUGUCAUUCGGCAACUUGGAUAAUAUGCAUUUUCAUCACUUUAUUUUACCAGAAGAGUACUCGUGCACAGUAUUUCUUUGAACAAUAUGUUAGACAUUAAAUCAAUGAUACCUGACUAUACAUAUAGUUAAAUUAUGACGGAUUUGAAUACUACACCACUUGGAAAUUAAUGGACUUUACUGCGGCAAUUUAAAUACAUUUCAGUACAUUUAUAAUGUACUGUAUAGUUUCAGAGGCUAUUUUUAAACAGAAGACCUUUAUUGUUCUUAACUUUGUUAAAAAUGGGUCAAAAAAAAUUUGGCUUCCACAGUAAUGUACUGUAAAUGUAUGUGUGGACUUUCACUUGUG